AUGCCCCCCCAACUCGACCCCGUCGACAAGCGCCAAGCCGCCCGCGAAGUCAUCGACAUCCUCCAAGAGAUCUCCGACCUGCUGAAUACAAAUCUCGACCGUACAGAACUAUCAUUGUGCGUGUCGUUGAUUGAGAAUGGGGUGAAUCCCGAUGCGCUUGCGACUGUUAUUAAGGAUUUGCGUAAGGAGGCUGCUAGUACCAAGCGGGUUUCUAAUGCGCCUUCUGCUACGACGGAGUAA
Messenger RNA from Penicillium cataractarum, 240 nucleotides. Its product is annotated as mitotic-spindle organizing protein 1. The record is from RefSeq and is a predicted model, not a curated record. Lineage: Eukaryota; Fungi; Ascomycota; Eurotiomycetes; Eurotiales; Aspergillaceae. The transcript has 3 exons. Gene Ontology annotation, cellular component: spindle; gamma-tubulin ring complex; interphase microtubule organizing center. The coding region runs from base 1 to 240 and encodes 79 amino acids. Gene Ontology annotation, biological process: mitotic spindle assembly; gamma-tubulin complex localization; microtubule nucleation by interphase microtubule organizing center.